Molecule: messenger RNA, 2610 nt
Organism: Branchiostoma belcheri (Belcher's lancelet)
Lineage: Eukaryota; Metazoa; Chordata; Leptocardii; Amphioxiformes; Branchiostomatidae
Product: mucin-like protein
Exons: 19
Coding region: 1-2610 (869 amino acids)
Biological process (GO): cell-matrix adhesion
Molecular function (GO): calcium ion binding
Source: RefSeq, a predicted model, not a curated record
AUGUGGAGAGGACUUUGCUCUCAGUGCCACACUGAAUAUAACUCCAGUGUGUACAUCAACAACACCCUGUCCUGCGACCCGUCUGCCAAGAUUGCGGAGGUCGCAAAUCUUGCGUUCAGCGCCGGUGUUUCGCCGCAGCGUUGCCUGGGCUUUAACCGCUGUGAGUCGAGCACAUGUACCCGGGCCAUAGCAGGAAGUACGGGCGCCCUGUCUUUUACCUAUGGUGCAGUGUCAGGCGACGGGCUUGUGUACACGGUCUGUACAGAACCUGAUAUCGACGAGUGCCGGAGUGCCAAUGGUGACUGUGACCAGAUUUGCCACAACACAGUUGGAUCGUACCACUGUUCAUGUAGGGAGGGAUAUCAGCUAAGCGGGAACACCACUUGCACAGAUAUUGACGAGUGUUCGGUGAGCAAUGGCGGCUGUCAGCAGAUCUGUGUGAACACUGAAGGGAGCUACAACUGCUCGUGCCUGGCCGGCUGGGAAGUCUUUGACGUUACGCACUGUAUUGAUACUAACGAGUGCCUGAUAAACAACGGCGGCUGUCAGCAGGACUGUGUGAAGACCCCGGGGAGCUACUACUGCACCUGUAGGGAAGGGUUCCAGUCCGUGGGAACUCACAACUGUUCAGAUAUUGACGAGUGUAGCUUUCUAAAGGAGUGCCACUUCUGUACCAACAACAUCGGGUCCUACUCCUGCACAUGCCGGUCUGGGUACACCCUCGUUAAUGGAGAAUGUAGAGACAGUGACCUGUACCCUUAUGGAGCGGCAGUGGGCAAGGAAAGCCAGCAGUGGGACUUUACUUACUGUAAGAAGGAAGAACUACCGCUAGAGGGAUUGCGAUUCUUUGACAGAAGAUGUUACCGUGUUUACGUGUGUGAUAACGGCAUCGUGUCAUUUGACCCCAUCCCGCGUCCCACGCGACCACACCUUCUGACCAACAGUGUGUGGGGAGGGAAGGCUGUCAUCGCACCGUUCCAGGCUCAGUCUCAGUCCUACGUCACAGGCGUCCCAGAGCACAAACGUACCAAGAUCUACAUCGAGAUGUACGAGAAGGGCGACGAUAAUGUACAUUCACCCGAGGUUCUUCGUCGUGCAAGGGACGACGGAAGGUCCAUUAAAGACUUCUACCUUCCUUACUACGAACCAGCAUGGGUAACUGUUAUAACAUGGGUUAACAUUGCGCCUUCCUGUAGCCUGUACUCUCAUGGAGUGUGCCCUGUACCACUCGCUAACCUGCCGGUAAACAGCUUCCAGCUGAUGCUGACCUCGGAUGGAACGUAUUCGUUUGCUUUGUUCAUCUACCCUGCACGGAAGAUCGAGUGGAUAAGCCCUGAUGAGCUUUUAGGGACAUCCGCCCCCCUCAGCCUUAUAGCUGUGGCAGGAUACAAUGCCGGGGACGGAGAUGGUGUACCUGAUCAUUCACUGGACAUGGACGGAUCGGGAACUACAAUGAUGAGACGGGUUUGGCUACAAAACUCAGGACGCUGGGGCUUUGCUCUUCAGGAACAAGUAAGCACUGAUAUUCCGCAACCAGCCGUCUUACAAUGCUCUAUGUGGAUCCGGGCACAAGGGGAAGACAAGGCCUACGGCGUGUUGCAGGGGACAUACGACCGGGUGAAAGGCUACAGUGCCUGUCCCUGCACAGCCGAGCAAGCAUUUUAUGACGAAACGUACUCCUAUCAAGUGAACAGCGAUGAGGAAUGCGCUCAGAGCUUACCAUUUUACAGUUUUGUCCAUCUGUCAACCGAGUACGCUAUCCGGCGGACAUGCUGCUACACUCCGUCCCACUUUUACUGGCGAGUUUUUGGAUCAUUUGGGCAGACAAAGGUUGGAGGAGGACGAUUACUGACAGGACAACAGGGUGGUCACAUUAUAGUGAAUGACCGUAGUGAUGAUGAGGAGGCCCACUCUAGGUGCUGUGUUGAAUUGUCAGGAGUUCGGGAUGAUUACUACUGCAGGAAGUUUACCGAACAGAGGCCACUGUCUCUACCGAGUAUUGGAGGAAAUCCUUGCAGAAACUACCCAAGUCAGCUAGUUUGGGUUAUUGGAGCCUGGGGAGAUCCACACAUAACUACGUUAGAUGGAGUCCGCUACGCCUUUAACGGACUGGGGGAAUACGUUGUCUUGGAUGUAGACGGGGUAUACAUGAUUCAAGGGAGGACUGCCUUAGCAAAAGGUAGCAGUCGGGCAACAGUGUUUAGCGCCAUUGCUACCAGGCAAACCAACCAUUCGGCAAUACAAGUCAACCUCAUAGGAGAAAGUGGUUUAAAACUGUUUGUCAACAACUCAGAAGUAGACCUACCAGUUUUGAGUGAAAUUGUUGUCGACAACAGCGCUAUUGUUGUGCGGAAGGAGGAAAACUCGAUGCUAAUGGCUUUCUACAGUGGUAUCACGGUUAAAGUGGUGGCACAGAAGGCAAUGUUGUUGAUUGAGGUCUCAGCACCGCCAGAGCUCAAGAACAAAACGCGUGGGUUGAUGGGAAGGUGGGACGAUGACACAACUGACGAUUAUGAGUUCUUCAACGGCACAGUUUUACCUGCAGAUGCAUCGGAGGAGGACCUGUAUCACAUGGGCACUACAUCCCAGACGUCGGUGGACUUCGGCUGA